Molecule: messenger RNA, 498 nt
Organism: Homarus americanus (American lobster)
Lineage: Eukaryota; Metazoa; Arthropoda; Malacostraca; Decapoda; Nephropidae
Product: flocculation protein FLO11-like
Exons: 2
Coding region: 1-498 (165 amino acids)
Source: RefSeq, a predicted model, not a curated record
AUGUUCCAGGGACCUCCGCUUGAACGUCAAGAGAACUUAAAGAACCGCAUAAGAACCGGAAGAGAACAGCAACGAGAGAACCACAACAAGAGAACCACAAACACCACAGGAGAACAAGAGACCCACAAGAGAACCACAGGAAAACCCCAAACACCUCAAGAGAGCCACAACGAGAGAGCCACAAACACCACAAGAGAACCACAAACACCUCAAGAGAACCACAAACACCACAAGAGAACCACAACGACAGAACCACAAACACCUCAAGAGAACCACAAACACCACAAGAGAACCACAAACACCUCAAGAGAACCACAAACACCAAAAGAGAACCACAACGAGAGAACCACAAACACCUCAAGAGAACCACAAACACCACAAGAGAGCCACAACGAGAGAACCACACACACCACAAGAGAACCACAACGAGAGAACCACAAACACCACAAGAGAACCACAACGAGAGAACCACAAACACCACUCAUCCCAACAGAGUAA